AUGAGCGGACGUCUCCUGGCCGCUGGGCUUUCGCCCUUGGCGCGACGCGCUCCAGUCCAAGCCGUACGACACUUCCAUCGAUUUCCCGCAGGCGGUCUUCAGCGAGCUGAUGCAGCCGUUCGGGCCACCCAGCGCCGUAUGUGGUUUCCUGGUAAUGCCUUCCACAACGCUGUCAUCGUGCGGAAUGCAUCUUUCGCCCGCUUUCUGCCAAAGUUGGUCGUCAAGUUUGCCAGGAUCCCCGCCAUGUUUGGCGGCCUAGCUGUAGGAACACUCGCCUGGAUUCAGUAUCAAGCCAACCAGAUCACCAAUAAUGCUUGGGACAUGGUUACCAAGACGGCAGAUGGCGUUUCGGAGACCGCAUCGAGCUUCUUCGGAGGGGCGAAGGGCAUUGUAGACCAAACCAUGCGCGGAUGGGAAAACACGAAAGAACAAAUCGAGACGCCCGAAUGGCUGCAGAAAGUCUUGCGUAUCCACGAGGAUAUUGGAACCGGCGGAGGCGGGUCUGGGGCCCUGGAGGGGAGCAGCCUAAACAGAGCAAAGCGGGUGCGGCCGUUGUAG
Colletotrichum spaethianum is the source of this 558-nucleotide messenger RNA. RefSeq lists its product as uncharacterized. NCBI's taxonomy places the organism in Eukaryota, Fungi, Ascomycota, Sordariomycetes, Glomerellales, Glomerellaceae. Bases 1 to 558 code for a protein of 185 amino acids. The transcript is spliced from 2 exons. The record is from RefSeq and is a predicted model, not a curated record.